CAAAGGAAGCUCUUGUUCGCGUCCUGCCGCUCACAGGACCCCUCUCUGUCUUUCGUGCGGCUCUUGUCCCCAGAGCUCUGUCGGAACGCUUCUCGACGAAGUUAAGUUUAACCUCGGGCGGACGUGAGACCGCAUAAGCGCCGAGUUUUGUUGAUCUACUCUACCUCAGACAGAAUGUCAGCUCCGCCGAAAAAGAGUGGCGCCUUGGCCACCCUGGCUCCGGUGACCGCGGGUGCGGCCACCGUGGCCGUUACAAUGUACCCCGUAGACGUCUGUCGUGCCUUGGUGAUGGCGAAUCCAGGUAAGAGAUCUGUUUCAAGUUUCGCGCGACUGCCAUGAACGACCACGUAAGUAUGAUAAGAAUUGCUUCUGGUGAUCACAUGAUAUCAUAGAAACAAUCCUAACGCAGGCGUCGGAGCGGGCGAAGCAAUUUCUGGUUUUUUGAAGACCCACGGAGUUGCUGGUUUCGCGAAGCAGGGUAUGGUCGCGGAGCUGACCAGGGGCACCUUUUCCCGAGUGGUGAAAUUUUGGGUGCAGCCCAUCGCACACGAGGGUGUCUUCGGGCGCAAGCAAAAGGACGGCACGCCACUGACCAAGGGCGUCGCGGGUAUGCUGGCCACCGUGCCCGAAGUAGUGAUUAUUAGUCCCAUCGAGAACAUUAAGUUGGCCGAGCAGCUCGACAAGGAAAAACGAUUCAAUGGUAUUUCUGCUGCUGUUUGACAUUUCUUGUAGACGUGGUUCUGCGCGGUUGUGUACUGCGGGUAGCAGUGAAGUAUUGACGACUGGAAUUGGAAAAAUCUUAUCACGACUCUGCAGAUCCAUCUUUCGACCGUGUGCAUUCCAUAAUCCACACCCAGGUAUGUCCUCUGUUGCAAGCCAUCUGUACAAGACCCGCGGUUCGGCGGGGCUCUACAUCGGCUACGCAGGGAUGCUAUCAACUGCAAAAGUGUCUGGGUCUGGAAGAGUGCCAGACUUGUAAUGCAGGUUUUCCAUGACCCAUGAGGUCUGGUAUGUAGGACAUAGCAUGACAGAUUCUCUGAGAGUUCUAUCCUGCCUAUCCUGAGUGAGAAACUGCCUCCCAAAUUGGUCGAAAGUGGACAGCUUUUGGCACUCAUGCAACACAGAUUUUUGCAUCAUUCGGAAUUAGCAUGACAAGUUGCAAUCUUCCAGACCCAGACACUUUUGCAAUCUAUAGAUGCAGGUCCGUCAGGCCGCAUGGACCGGCGGUUUCUUUGCUUCUUUUACGAAGGUGAAAAUGAUUUCUUGGACAUUCGUUCUCGGCCCAGCAAAGCAAGAUAGUACUUACUUUGCCACCUGGCGCUAGCGCUUUUGAAGCGUCGAAAUAAGCGCUACACCGCACAAAGAUGGUGAUGUGAGUUGCGAUCAAGUGGAAAUUAUUUUCAACGGGAUAAUUCGCGACGUCUUCUCCGGAGCAGCGCAAUCGGUGUUCGGGAAGGGAAUCAUGAGCGACGUGAUUGGUACGUGAAAGAUUGCAUGUGUCCUCUUUUCAACUCUAAACCGAAUGCAAAAAAAUGCAACAUCUUUAUUUCACGGCCUCUGCAUAAUCUAUCAGGUGGAUUCGGGGCCGGUAUGUUCGGCGUCAUGCUGAAUUGCUGGUGCGACGUGACGAGAACGAUCAUCCAGAAGGAAGCCAUCGCGGUAUGAAACUGAAAGCAUCUUCCCUUGACGGCACUUUAUGACUGGAGUUGCAGUUCGUUGCUAAAGCUAUUGGAGGCACGAAGAACUGAAGCAUUGCCAUUGCCGAAUGGCCAUGAAGGCGACUGAUUUGUGGGGCACCAUAAGUUAUAUUUUGGCAAUGCAAGAACCAGCACUUGAGUAUCACACUCAGCUUUGAGCCAGUGUUGCUCACACCGGGGAUUGUUUUCAAUUGGACAUACGGCCACGUUCGAUCCGAAAGGCGCAGUGACCACAUGGGCAGACAACAUAAACGUUCCCGGAUUCGUCGCAAAAGCCGGACAGAUUGCCUGUAUACUUUGACCCUGAUGUUUGUACCGUUGCUUAGUGGCAUGAAUGGUGCAUAGCAUUGUAGUACUGAACUACCCACGUAUUCCUAUUUUCUCGAAAUGGACAAAAACAACUACCAGCUGAGCGCGGUUUUAUGGCGGGACUCUACGCUGGCGUACACGUAAAAGCGGUGCAUCUUGGUGGAAGCGGGGCGUUGCUCGGUAUCGGGUAAAACAACCGUCCCUCUGGUGCAGAAAUUGGCUCUGCAAGCGCUGUUCGUGCAGCAUUUUUACAUGUUUCUGCAUCUGGAGCUGGAGGUCUGCCACUCCGCUGUGGUUUCAGCUAAAAUCUGUACAGCCAUGAGGUGGGAAAAAAAAUAGAGAAUGAAACGCAGACGUACAAACUUAAGUAUCUCAAACAUUACUACACAAGAGCGUGAAUGAUCGUAUGCAAAAAGUCGACGAUGACCGCUGCAGCCUUAGCGUCGAACAGCAAAGCUUGCGAACCAGGGGUGACAGGUUUUCUUCGUUUCCAUACUUCCGGUGCUCAUGCCGCGGUUCAAGACGUGGUUCGGUGUCGAAAGUUCCUAA
Amoebophrya sp. A120 is the source of this 2555-nucleotide messenger RNA. Lineage: Eukaryota; Dinophyceae; Syndiniales; Amoebophryaceae. The record is from the annotation of a GenBank genome assembly.